Molecule: messenger RNA, 1878 nt
Organism: Anopheles funestus (African malaria mosquito)
Lineage: Eukaryota; Metazoa; Arthropoda; Insecta; Diptera; Culicidae
Product: lipase 3-like
Exons: 1
Coding region: 382-1626 (414 amino acids)
Biological process (GO): lipid metabolic process
Molecular function (GO): hydrolase activity, acting on ester bonds
Source: RefSeq, a predicted model, not a curated record
AAUUCUGGUGAUGUGCUAUACUUCAUAGGAUAUACGCUUAAAACCCCAAAGUUCUUGCUGUUUGAUUAGGUAAAUUUGAGAGAUUACUCUUAAGCCAAGGUGCUUCGUAGACACAGUAAAUUGAUAUUGUUUUUUUUUUGUUGUAAAAAAAAUCAUUUCCCUCACACCAGAGCACAUUGCGUUCGGUUUUAGGGACCAUCGGUUAUUGUGUUUGAUAAGCUUCCAAAACACGGUCUACAAUGUGAUAAGUUCGUUAAAGAGUUUUGAUAAAAGAUCAAAUUCAUCGGUAAUUUGGCAACGUAAGCCGACAAGCCAGUGGUCUAUAAAGCAAGAUUAACUAACUGGCAGCAGGCACAGUCAGUACAGAACCAUUGCUCAAGCAUGGUACUAAGCAACCGCUGUUGGGUCCUGCUGGCCCUGGCUAGUGUGGUCACAUUAGCGCAAGCCUCAACAAUCCGUGACGUGUUGGCGUACCGUGCUGGAAACGGACCACAACCCAGCGAUAUCGCACCACUAACAGCUGAUAUCAUCACCAACGAUGGUUACUUUCUCGAAAUACAUGAAGUAACGACGACCGAUGGUUACAUCCUGACGAUGUUCCGUAUUCCCGGCAGUCCAGCGAAUCCCGUAGUUCAGGGGAAGAACGUUGCCUUCCUGAUGCACGGUCUACUAAGUUCGUCGGCGGAUUAUGUCAUUUCUGGACCUGGAAGAGCACUAGCCUACAUGUUGGUCGAUGCCGGGUAUGACGUGUGGAUGGGUAACGCCCGAGGCAAUACCAAUUCUCGCCGCCAUAUCUUCCACGAUCCGGAUGCACGCAAUACGGACUUCUGGGACUUCAGCUGGCACGAGAUCGGAUACUUCGAUCUACCCGCCAUGAUUGAUUACACUCUCGCGUACACUGGCCACACGACCCUACACUAUGCAGGCCAUUCGCAGGGUACAACUUCGUUCUUCGUGAUGGCAUCAACACGACCCGAUUACAACAAGAAAAUACGCUCGAUGCAUGCGUUAGCUCCGGUAGCUUUUAUGAGCAACCUGCGAUCACCGUUUGUUCGUGCCUUUGCUCCGUUUGUGAAUCAACUAGAAUGGAUCAUGAACAUGCUAGGUGUGAACGAGUUUUUACCUAGCAACGAAAUGAUGAUUAUGGGUGGCCAACGUCUAUGCGAAGACGAAUCGCCGUUCCAGGAGGUGUGUGCUAAUGUGCUGUUCCUGAUCGGUGGCUUCAACUCGCCUCAGCUCAAUCGUACCAUGAUUCCGGCUCUUCUGGAGAAUGCUCCUGCCGGUGCCUCGGUCAACCAGUUGGUGCAUUAUGCUCAGGGUUACAACUCGGGUCGCUUCCGACAGUACGACUUCGGACUAACGCUUAACAUGAUCCGGUACGGUUCGAUUCGUCCGCCCGAUUAUCCACUGCAUCGUGUGACGGCUCCAGUGGCACUGCAUUUUAGCGACAACGAUUGGCUGGCAGCCGUGGAAGACGUACGCGAACUGCAUUCGGAAUUGUCCAAUUCGAUUGGUCUGUUCCGUGUGUCCGAUCCUCGCUGGAACCAUCUCGAUUUCGUCUGGGGUAUCGAUGCCAAUACUUUCCUGUACGAACGAGUGAUUAGCUUUAUGAACCGAUACAACUGAUACUGCGGGGGGCCAAUCUUUACCGACACAAAGGAGUUAGAUUAGGGCCUACUAAACGGGGUAAAGGUAUAUCUACCGUAUGGCACAAAAGCCUUUGUAAAUAAGGAAGCGAUCGCGAUUGUGUGAGUGUUCCAAAUGGAACAAAAAUAUAUGAUUUAUGGAGUUCAUUCAUUGACUGAAUUUUUUGGUAUAACUUUUCGCUUUGGUCUAAGUAUUGUUCUUCAUCUUUAUCUGCUUACUUUUAAAGGUGUU